Esox lucius (northern pike) is the source of this 1622-nucleotide messenger RNA. RefSeq names its product pleiotrophin (gene ptn). The record is from RefSeq and is a predicted model, not a curated record. Bases 338 to 871 code for a protein of 177 amino acids. The transcript is spliced from 6 exons. Gene Ontology annotation, molecular function: growth factor activity. NCBI's taxonomy places the organism in Eukaryota, Metazoa, Chordata, Actinopteri, Esociformes, Esocidae.
AGGGAGAGAAAGAGAGGGGGGGGGGAUAGCUAUAAUUUCCAGCCCUGUAGAGAGACAAGAGCGAGAGAGACAGAGGUAGAGUGACAGAAUUAGAGACAGAGUGACAGAUAGCAGGGUCAGGAGCAGAUGAGAAGAGAGUUCACGAACUAUCGCAAAGCACUGGAACAACUACCAGACCUCCAGUUCAAAUCAUUUCCACUGUCUGCAGGAAGGAGCGUGAACACAAUAUCAAAUUGCAGUCGGCACCUUACCUGGCUGGAAGCUCCCUUUAUCCCUGCCCAGACGAGGCCCGAACAGGCUUAAUUGAAGACAGCGGUGCCUCGUCGAAGCUAACAAGAUGAGCUGCAUUCAGAGCUCCCUGGCUCGAAGCAGCUGUCUUCGUAGCAUGUCAGGACAGCAGCAGUGGACCCGCCUGGCCGUCAUGGCCCUCCUGGUACUCACAGUGGCCGCGGGCGAGGGGCUGAAAGCUGAGAAACAAGGGAAGAAGGAACGCAAGUCUGACUGCGGGGAGUGGCAGUGGAGUGUGUGCGUGGCCAACGAGGGGGACUGCGGCCUAGGCACCAGGGAGGGGACACGCACCGGGACUGACUGCAGGCAGACCAUCAAGACCCAACGCUGCAAGAUCCCCUGCAACUGGAAGAAGCAGUUUGGAGGGGAAUGCAAGUAUGACUUCCAGGCCUGGGGAGAAUGUGACAUGGCGACUGGAAAAAAGAACCGGACUGGCAUGCUUAAACGGGCUCUCAUGGAUGCCACCUGUCCUAACACAGUCAGCGCCACCAAGCCCUGCGGCAAGAUCCCCAAGACUAAGCUGCAAGACGCCAAGAAGCCGAAGAGAGAGGGGAAGAAAAGGGAGCGCACUCCAAUGGACUAGUGGCGCAUCGUGGAACGCAGGAAGUGGACGGUGAUGGUUAUACUGCCCUAUCUCAACAUGGUUCCUCAUUGUUUGUCCUGUAGGUUGGGUAUAUGUAUACAGCAGAGGACACACGGAGAGCAAUGAUAACAUAACAUUUCUUUCUUUCCUAAUUUCUUAUAGGAAAGUCUUGUAGGUGAUGUAACAAUACAUGCUUAGAAUAAUGCAUAUGAAGCAUUUCUUACUAAAAAUCCUUAACUGAUAAUGUUCUGGGUUAUUUUUUAAAUAAAUGAAAAAUAGUUUCAUGUUACAUAACCUCCUUUUUUCUUGCGGUAACACAAUAUGAAUACUGACCAAAAGUCCUUUCUUGCAUGUCUUGAUUUUAAAGUAGCAAAAAUGUCAUGUCUUGACUAUUUUUUAAGAAUAUUUUGUUGGUACCCACAAUAUAAAUGCAUUAACUUUUGCAACCAUUGUUGUAGGGCAUAAUUUAAAAAGAAACUGAAGUCCAAAUUGAUGUAUGGGACAUUUCAUUUCAUGUUAUCUACAAUAAAAGAUGUAAACUAUUGCCAGAUGACUGCAUAGGUAGCAGACUGUAUUGUGUGUUUGUGUGUGCAGGAAUAGUUCUGGUCCUCCUGUUAUUAUACCUCACUUUGUAGCUCCUCAGAUUUCCAGUUGAACUCUGGGUAAAACUGUUAUUUUAGUUUACAGCUGGAGUGGACCUUUCCUAAUGUUCAAUUAAAAAAAAUAAAGUUUGAAAUUAUUUCCAAAAAUC